AGGAAGGGAGAUGCACGCGAAGGUCAAAAAGUAAAUAUGGCUGCGCGUAGCAUGUUGAAGUCUAUGUUGACAUCAUUUAAUAGUUUAAAGCUGUGCAGCAAUACACUUAAUGCGAUUAAUCUUCAAAAUGUAACUGGACCUUUAGUUUCGAUACUGGCGGUGCAGAGUAGAGGGAUUCGACAGGUGGUGGAGAAGCAAGAAGGCAAGACCACAACUCUUGAAGGUAAAAUACUGGAUACACCACCAGCUCCAGAGCCCCCAAACCCUGCAGCUAAAUGUCCCAUCUACAGGUGGAAUCUCCAACACAAAUACAAUUACACAGAUGUGUUGUUGUUGAGUCAGUUCAUCCGGUCAGAUGGAGGGAUGCUGCCACGGAGGAUCACUGGUCUCUGUUUUGAGGAACAUCGUAAGAUCGCUGUGUGUGUGCAGAUGGCUCACAGAGCAGGUCUUCUCCCGGACCACAGACCGAAACUUCCAGAGGGUCAUGUCCCAUCUACCAAGAGGCCCAGACCAAAACUCAACAGAUACCUGACACAUUGGUCUAUCAACUCAGUGAAGCCCAUCUAUAAAAAAGGACUGAAGUGGAAGAAGAAGCCCAUGCAUGUAGGACACCGUUUGCUUCUGGACAAUGUGUGUUAUGGUGUCAAGCCACUGUACAUCAAACACUGAUGAAAGUACUGUGGACCCAUCAAGAAGACCAUGGAAACAAUACAAAAUUACCACGUGUUUUUGCCCAAAUUGACCUUUUUACUCAGCAACUGGACUUGCCCUCUCAAAUAUACUUUUGUGGAACCCUUUCUCCAUCUGUAUUUAUUCAACCAAAUGUUUAAAAAGCCGCUUAACUCCACCCAAAGCCUUAUAUUUAGUUUCUGCUACGGGUUCUCUGAAAGCCCUUAAAGUGAGGUCACUGACAAGUUCAUUUAGCUCAACUUUACAUGUUCAAAGUAGGUGGUAUGUUUUGUUUACUCACUCUCAGAUGUGCAUCUAAUAAAAUAUUAA
This is a messenger RNA of Periophthalmus magnuspinnatus, 999 nucleotides long. It is a transcript of the gene mrps18a, whose product is annotated as mitochondrial ribosomal protein S18A. The transcript is spliced from 6 exons. Bases 37 to 669 code for a protein of 210 amino acids. Gene Ontology annotation, biological process: mitochondrial translation. NCBI's taxonomy places the organism in Eukaryota, Metazoa, Chordata, Actinopteri, Gobiiformes, Gobiidae. The record is from RefSeq and is a predicted model, not a curated record. Gene Ontology annotation, molecular function: structural constituent of ribosome; small ribosomal subunit rRNA binding. Gene Ontology annotation, cellular component: ribosome; mitochondrial small ribosomal subunit.